UGUGAGCUCAUCAGACUGCAGCUGUCUGAGGGAAGUACAAGAUUUUAAAUUGUGUCUCUUUAAAUUAGACCUACAAUGUGUGAACGUAUAACCAGUUUUAGCAUUCGUGCUAACAGUUGAAGCGUUGGUGUCAACAUCCAACGUGUAAAACGUAUAAAACUACACAAACAUGGAUGCCUCAGGUACCUGUGUAACCACGCACCUGUGGCGGUCACACCUGACGCAGGUUCUUUAGGAAGUGACAGAAGAUUAUGAGGGGUGUGUCAUUGAAAAGGUCCUGGAAAGACUUGGAAAGUCCUGGAACAUCCUUUGUUGGAGUGAAAUACUAAAUCUCUUCAAACACUCUCAGAGAGUGAGUGUUUACUGAGAGUGUGUGACGUCCACGUCUUAUCAAAACCACUGCUGCAGUUGGUUUGUUUGCUCAGUGUGUCACUCGCAUUCUUGAGUUUCAUCAUUGUGGGAUCCUGGUGGACAGGAACAGCCUAUUACUCAAUACUGACAGUACAGACAGGAGAGUACAGACAGUACUACAGGAGAGUACAGACAGUACUGAGUACAGACAGACAGUACUACAAGAGAGUACAGACAGUACUGAGUACAGACAGACAGUACUGCAGGAGAGUACAGACAGUACUACAGUGAAAGCUGCUAUAAAUAAGUCUAAGCUGAAAAAAGCAGUAGGUGUGGAAGAUAUCCCAAAUGAAGUGUUAACGUCACCUCCUCUUUAAACAUGCUUUUCUGUUUGUUUAGGUUUUGUUUUAAACACGGUAUUGUUCCUUCCGUGUGGUAUGUCUAUUAUCAAACCUAUCCCAAAGUCAUCUAUGAAUGACCCUAGGAUACCACUCAAUCACAGGGGAAUCAGCCUUCUUAGCACAGUGUAUAAAUUGUAUAGUAGUAUUUUGAAUGCUAGGCUGAUCGAGUAUCUGGAAACAGAGGAAUAUUUAGUUGAUGAACAGAAUGGGUUCAGAAGGAGUCGAGCCUGCAUUGAUCAUAUUCAUACAAUUUCAACAAUUGUCAGGACAAGAAUUGCAGAAAAUAAAUCUACUCUUGUAUGUUUUGUGGAUUUCCAAAAGGCUUUUGAUUGGGUAAAUAGAGAUCUGCUUGCCUUAAAACUUUUAAAAGGAGGUGUGGAUGGUAAAUUCUAUCAAGCUCUAAAGUCACUGUAUAGUUCCUCAGUUGCAUGUUUUCAGGUAAAUGAUCUUCAAACUGACUGGUUUAAAACCCCCUUUGGUGUUAAACAGGGUGAUGUCCUGUCCCCUAGUUUGUUUUCUCUUUAUAUAAAUGACCUGGCUUUUGAAAUCAAGAAUGCUAAUUUAGGUAUACAUUUGAAUGAUUUAACUGUGGGUAUUUUGUUGUACGCGGAUGAUAUUGUUCUACUGGCUGAAUCGGAGGAUGAUUUACAGAAUAUGUUAAACUUAGUACAGACCUGGUGUUGCAGAUGGAGGCUGUCCAUAAAUCAGAGUUAAACACAGAUAAUUCAUUUUAGAAAAAAAGGUGUCCCAAGAAGUGAGAAAAUCUUUACUUUUUCUGAUAUGCCAAUAAAAUACAUCUGUUUAUAAAUAUUUAGGAUUUCCACUUGAUGAAUUUAUGAAUUUUGAAAAUGGAAUUAAACUCCUGGCUGAUUCAGCUGGCAGAGCUUUGGGUUCCGUUGUUAACAAGUUAAAAAUAUGUAAAGACCUUGGUUAUUCUACUUACUCUCAAUUGUAUGAUGCAUGUGUUUCUCCCAUUGUGAAUUAUGCUGCUGGGGUAUGGGGAUUUAAAGAAAGAAGGAUUUCAGAUGCUGUACAAAACAGAGCUAUACGUUGUUUUCUGGGUAUUUAUAAAUAUGUUCCCUCUUUGGCUGCUCAGGGUGACAUGGGCUGGAUUCCUGGUACAAUACGGAGAAAGUGUGAUAUGAUAAGACUGUUGAAUUGUUUUAUUAAUAUGUCAGAUGACAGAAUCAAUAAGAAAGUUUUCCUUUGGAGUAAAGUCCAGAACUCUCCAUGGGCCGCAGAGAUUCAUGCUGUCUUUGAAGAAGCCGAUUGUCAGUAUAUCUAUAAAAAUAAUUUAUCAUGCAGCAUAAACAAAAUUAGAAAAAAGUGACUUGUCGGGUUCAAUGAAAAAUGGUUAAAUGAUAUAAUGUUAAAACCGAAAUUACGGACAUAUGUCCAAAUCAAGCAUAAUUAUGAAACAGAAUUAUAUGUUAAAACAAAUUUACCAAGAAAUCAGAGAUCCUUGAUUGCCCAAUUAAGAAUGGGAAUCCUUCCCCUGGCACUUGAGGUCGGCAGAUUUAAAAAUAUCCCAGAGGAACAGAGACUUUGUGAACUUUGUGAGAAUGAAUCUCAUUUUCUUUUAUACUGUCCCUUCUAUGAUGAACUAGACUUUACUGUUGUAAAUGAACUGUUUGCUCAAAACCCUGAAAUAUUUUGGAGUAAUGAUGAUGUCAGGAUGGAAUGUUAGUUUACCUUUAAUGUUUAUAAGUUAGCCUCUUUUGUUACUAAAGCCUGGAUUAAACUUCAGAAUGGUUUAUAUCGUUAAUGUUAUAUUAUUAUUAUUAUAUAUUAUUUAUUAUAUUAUUAGUAUUGUUUAGCAUCUACUUUUGGGUUUUGGUCUGUCUAUAUUUUAUAAUGGUGUCUUGUAAGCCCUUGUGGGCUGGGCAUGCUAAUGCAUGACACAAUAAUAAUAAAAAAAUUCUAAAUUCAUUCACAACAGGAGAGUACAGACAGUACUACAGGAGAGUACAGACAGUACUGAGUACAGACAGACAGAGUACUUCAGGAGAGUACAGACAGACAGUACUGCAGGAGAGUACAGACAGUACUACAGGAGAGUACAGACAGACAGUACUACAGGAGAGUACAGAGAGUACAGACAGUGCUACAGGAGAGUACAGUACUCUAGCAGUGAGUCAUAUUGUCUAACUCCUUUCUUCUCUUUGGAGGUGUCAGCUGUCUCCAUCUUUGUUGUGCUGUCACCAUGGUUAGUAGGGUUGUAAAGAUUUACUGACAUGAGUCAGAAGUCAGUUUUGACGUUAUAGAUGCGACUACAUCGGUUACAGGCUGUUUACUUGUUGACACGGAGUCUGUGUGAGGGAGGAGAAUCCAUUCAGAGUUUGUCCAUCCACAGGAACAGCUGUUAAUGAGGAACAGUUGUUAAUGAGGAACAGCUGUUAAUGAGGAACAGCUGUUAAUGAGGAACAGUUGUGAAUGAGGAACAGCUGUGAAUGAGGAACAGCUGUUAAUGAGGAACAUCUGUUAAUGAGGAACAGCUGUUAAUGAGGAACAUCUGUUAAUGAGGAACAGUUGUUAAUGAUCUCUCCGGGAACCAUCACCUUAUCACGGUGGAGAGGUUUGGGUGCUUCUAUGAACCUGAGAGCUGUGUUGUCGGGAGCAACAUGCUCCUGGUAGGGUCUCCCAAGGCAAAGUGGUCUCAGGUGAGGGGCCAGACUAAGAAUGGUUCACAGACCACUAUGGAAAAGCAUGGAAGAUGUAAAGAGACCCGGCCCGGAGGAAGCCCGGGGCCCCCAUCUGGAGCCAGGCCUACGUUUGAGUUCACCCCGGUGGACGAGAGGGUCGCCUCCCUACGCCUAUGAUUUGUGGGGGGUGGAACUAUGACUGUUGUUUGUGCUUAUGCACCAAACAGCAGUGCAGAAUAUUUGGCCUUCUUGGGGACCCUGAAUGAAGUCCUGUAUAGGGCUCCAGUAGGGGACUCCAUCAUUCUCCUGGGAGACUUUAACGCACAUGUGGGCAAUGAUGGAGAUACUUGGAGGGGCGUGAUUGGGAGGAACGGCCUCCCCGAUUUGAACCAGAGUGGUGUUUUGUUGCUGGACUUCUGUGCUAGUCAUGGGUUGUCCAUAACGAACACCAUGUUCAGACAUAGGGAUGCUCAUAAGUGUACGUGGUACCAGAGCACCCUAGGCCAAAGGUCUAUGAUCGAUUUUGUGAUCGUAUCAUCAGACCUGAGGCCGCAUGUAUUGGACACUCGGGUAAAGAGAGGGGCGGAGCUGUCAACUGAUCACCAUCUGGUGGUGAGUUGGGUUAGGUGGCGGGGGAAGCCACUGGACAGACCUGGUAAACCCAAACAUGUAGUAUGGGUGAACUGGGAACAUCUGGAGAAGGCCCCUGUCCGAGAGACCUUCAACUCCCACCUCCGGCAGAGCUUCUCUUACAUUCCUGUGGAGGCGGGGGACAUUGAACCGGAGUGGUUGAUGUUCAAAGCUUCUAUUGCUGAAGCUGCGGCUGUGAGAUGUGGUCUUAAGGUCUUGGGUGCCUCAAGGGGCGGUAACCCUCAAACACGGUGGUGGACACUGGUGGUCAGGGAAGCCGUCCAACUGAAGAAGGAGGCCUUCCGGGAUAUGUUAUCCCGGGGGACUCCUGAGGCAGUUGCAGGGUACCGGCAGGCCCGAAGGACUGCAGCCGCAGCUGUCAGGGAAGUAAAACAGUGGGUGUGGGAGGAGUUCGGAGAAGUCAUGGAGAAGGACUUUCAGACGGCACCCAGGCGCUUCUGGAAAACCGUCCGACACCUCAGGAGGGGAAAGCGGGGAAACAUUCAAGCUGUGUACAGUGGGGAUGGGACACUGCUGACCUCAACUGAGGAGGUAAUUGGGCAGUGGAAGGAACACUUUGGGGAACUCCUGAACCCGACUAGACCAACAAACCCACCCUCUGUGAUAGAGGCAGGGCUGGAGUGUGAUGGGGGAUCUACAUCAAUUUCCCUGCAGGAAGUCACUGAGGUAAUCAAACAACUCCACAGUGGCAAAGCCCCGGGGAUUGAUGAGAUUCAUCCAUCAAUGCUGAAGGCUCUGGGUGUUGAGGGGCUGUCUUGGCUGACACACCUUUUCAACAUUGCGUGGAAGUCAGGGACAGCGCUGAAGGAGUGGCGGACUGGGGUGGUGGUUCCCCUAUUUAAAAAGGGGGACCCGAGGGUGUUCAAAUUACAGAGGUAUCACACUACUCAGCCUCCCUGGGAAAGUUUACUCUAAGGUGCUGGGAAGGAGGGUCCGGACGAUUGUCGAACCUCUGAUUGAAGAAGAACAGUGCAGGUUUCGUCCUGGUUGUGGAACAACAGACCAACUCUUUACUCUCUCAGGUGUCCUGGAAGGGGCCUGGGAGUAUGCCCAUCCAGUCUACAUGUGCUUUGUGGAUUUGGAGAAGGCAUAUGACCGGGUUCCCCAGGAUAUCCUGUGGGAAGUGCUGCGGGAGUAUGGGGUGAGGGGGCCACUUCUCAGGACCAUCCAAGCCCUGUAUUUCCAAAGUGAGAGUUGUGUCCGGAUUCUUGGUCGUAAGUCGGACUUGUUUCCAGUGGGUGUUGGCCUCCGCCAGGGCUGCGCUUUGUCACCAAUCCUGUUUGUGACUUUCAUGGACAGAAUAUCGAGGCAUAGUUGUGGGGGGUAGGGGUUGCAGUUUGGUGGGCUGAGGAUUGUGUCGUUGCUUUUUGCGGAUGAUGUGGUCCUGAUGGCAUCAUCGGCCUGUGACCUUCAGCACUCACUGGAUCGGUUCGCGGGUCGUGACCGAAAGAACGAGAUCCCGGGUACAAGCGGCCGAAAUGGGUUUCCUCAGGAGGGUGGCCGGCGUCUCCCUUAGGGAUUGGGUGAGAAGCUCGGACAUCCGCAAGGGACUCGGGCAUCUGAUGAGGAUGCCUCCAAGGCGCCUCCCGAGGGAGGUGUUCCUGGCACGUCAAGGUGGGAGCAGGCCACGGGGCAGACCGAGGACCAAGUGGAGAGAUUAUAUCUCAACACUGGCCUGGGAACGCCCCGGGAUCCCCCAGUCAGAGUUGGCCAAUGUGGCCAGGGAAAGGGAAGUUUGGGGUCCUCUGCUGAACUUGCUACCCCCUCGACCCGACCCCUGAUAAGCGGAUGAAGAUGAAUGAUGAAUGAAUCUGUUAAUGAGGAACAUCUGUUAAUGAGGAACAGUUAUUAAUGAGGAACAGCUGUUAAUGAGGAACAUCUGUUAAUGAGGAACAGUUAUUAAUGAGGAACAGUUAUUAAUGAGGAACAUCUGUUAAUGAGGAACAUCUGUUAAUGAGGAACAGCUGUUAAUGAGGAACAGCUGUUAAUGAGGAACAUCUGUUAAUGAGGAACAGCUGUUAAUGAGGAACAGCUGUUAAUGAGGAACAUCUGUUAAUGAGGAACAGCUGUUAAUGAGGAACAGUUAUUAAUGAGGAACAGUUAUUAAUGAGGAACAGUUAUUAAUGAGCAACAGCUGUUAAUGAGGAACAUCUGUUCAUGAGGAACAGCUGUUAAUGAGGAACAGCUGUUAAUGAGGAACAUCUGUUAAUGAGGAACAUCUGUUAAUGAGGAACAGCUAUUAAUGAGGAACAGUUGUUAAUGAGGAACAGUUGUUAAUGAGGAACAUCUGUUAAUGAGGAACAUCUGUUAAUGAGGAACAGUUGUUAAUGAGGAACAUCUGUUAAUGAGGAACAGUUAUUAAUGAGGAACAUCUGUUAAUGAGGAACAGUUAUUAAUGAGGAACAGCUGUUAAAGAGGAACAUCUGGCAGUAGCUUCACAGUGACUGAAAAUGUGCUGAAUGAUUGUAUGCAAAUAGUUAUGUUUCUAAAGCCUCACUGUCAAACUUGUUAGCUCUCAGUGUCGUAGCGUAACGUUAGAUCUCAGCGUCGUAGCGUAACGUUAGCUCUCAGCUUCGUAGCGUAGCGUAGCGUUAGCUCUCAGUGUCGUAGCGUAACGUUAGCUCUCAGCGUCGUAGCGUAACGUUAGCUCUCAGCUUCGUAGCGUAACGUAACGUUAGCUCUCAGCGUCGUAGCGUAACGUUAGCUCUCAGUGUCGUAGCGUAACGUUAGCUCUCAGUGUCGUAGCGUAACGUUAGCUCUCAGCGUCGUAGCGUAACGUUAGCUCUCAGUGUCGUAGGACAUAAGACAGAAGCUCAGCAUUUAAACUGGUUGUUCGCUCGUCCAGUAACACCAGUGAGUCUUUAGUGAAGGUUGCAAUGUGUUCACACUGUUUACUGUUUGUUGACAGAUUGUUUGUUUACUGUUUGCUGACAGAGUGUUUGUUUACUGUUUGUUGACAGAAUGUUUGUUUACUGUUUGCUGACAGAUUGUUUGUUUACUGUUUGCUGACAGAGUGUUUGUUUACUGUUUGUUGACAGAGUGUUUGUUUACUGUUUGUUGACAGAGUGUUUGUUUACUGUUUGUUGACAGAGUGUUUGUUUACUGUUUGCUGACAGAUUGUUUGUUUACUGUUUGUUGACAGAGUGUUUGUUUACUGUUUGCUGACAGAGUGUUUGUUUACUGUUUGCUGACAGAGUGUUUGUUUACUGUUUGCUGACAGAGUGUUUGUUUACUGUUUGUUGACAGAUUGACGGUCUGUGAUUUCUAACAAUGUGUUCACUCUGACUCUAACAUCAGGUCUUCUGUUUGUGACUCACAGUUGUUCUUUUCUCUCUUGUCUGUGUCCUUCCUCUUCCUCUUCCUCCUCCUCCUCUUUCUCUUCCUCCUCCUCCUCCUCGUCUUUUUCCUCCUCCUCCUCUUCCUCCUCCUCCUUCAUUGUUUUCUCCUCACCUGCCUCCCUCGCUCACACCGCCUCCCCUUUCCUCCGCCCUCCCUCUGCAUGUCAGGCAUUUCUGACCAAUGGCUGCGGUUGCUGGAGACGUUGAGCCCCGCCCCCUGCUGGGUCUCGGCCAAUAGCAGCUCAGAGGGGGCUUCACUGGUAAUACAGGCUACUUCCUUCUUUUCUGUCUGUUUCUACUUUUGUGUCUUUGUACCAAACUGAACUUCAUGUCUUUACUAACCUUUUAUUUCCUGUCUGAAUACUGUUCUUAUCUUUUUAUCUUUAAUAUUCAAACUCAACCAAAUGUUCUUCUUAUUCUUCUUCCUCUAAACAUGGGCGUGGCACAUGGCUCAACAGCGCCCCCUAACUGGUUUCACUGACAGGCGUCAAAAUCCGUCCAGAUGCACAAAAAGGCUGCGUUUCAUUAGUCGUUCACUUGCCCUCGUUCACUUUCCCUCUGUGCAACGUAUGCUGUUACGUCAUACCAAGGGCUGAGGGUAAGUGAACGAGGGAAAGUGAACGAGGGGAAGUGAACGAGAGUAAGUGAACGAGAGUAAGAGAACGAGGGGAAGUGAACGAGAGUAAGUGAACGAGGGGAAGUGAACGAGAGUAAGUGAACGAGAGUAAGUGAACGAGGGGAAGUGAACGAGAGUAAGUGAACGAGGGGAAGUGAACGAGAGCAAGUGAACGAGAGCAAGUGAACGAGAGCAAGUGAACGAGGGGAAGUGAACGAGAGCAAGUGAACGAGGGGAAGUGAACGAGAGCAAGUGAACGAGAGUAAGUGAACGAGAGCAAGUGAACGAGGGGAAGUGAACGAGAGUAAGUGAACGAGGGGAAGUGAACGAGAGUAAGUGAACGAGGGGAAGUGAACGAGAGUAAGUGAACGAGAGUAAGUGAACGAGGGGAAGUGAACGAGAGUAAGUGAACGAGGGGAAGUGAACGAGAGUAAGUGAACGAGGGGAAGUGGACGAGAGUAAGUGGACGAGGGGAAGUGGACGAGGGGAAGUGAACGAGAGUAAGUGAACGAGGGGAAGUGAACGAGGGGAAGUGAACGAGGGGAAGUGAACGAGAGUAAGUGAACGAGAGUAAGUGAACGAGGGGAAGUGAACGAGGGGAAGUGAACGAGGGGAAGUGAACGAGGGGAAGUGAACGAGAGUAAGUGAACGAGGGGAAGUGAACGAGAGUAAGUGGACGAGGGGAAGUGGACGAGGGGAAGUGAACGAGGGGAAGUGAACGAGAGGAAGUGAACGAGGGGAAGUGAACGAGAGGAAGUGAACGAGAGGAAGUGAACGAGAGUAAUUGAACGAGAGUAAGUGAACGAGAGUAAGUGAACGAGAGGAAGUGAACGAGAGGAAGUGGACGAGAGGAAGUGGACGAGGGGAAGUGAACGAGGGGAAGUGAACGAGAGUAAGUGAACGAGGGGAAGUGAACGAGGGGAAGUGGAACUACUAAUGAAACGCAGCCACAGUCUCUUGGAGCAACAGGAAGUCGGCCAUUUUGAAUCUAGUUGUCGUUUGUGGUGAAUUGCGCAUGUUGUAUUUGAACUCCUCCUCCUAGAGAACGGAUCGCUGCUUACAGCUUUAAUUAGACCCCGGUCCAGACCCCCCGGUCCAGACCCCGGUCCAGACCCCCCGGUCCAGACCCCGGUCCAGACUCCGGUCCAGUCCCCGGUCCAGACUCUGGUCCAGACUCAACCACAUGAUGAUUACCAGCUGUGAAAUGGCGUCAGUAUGAAGGCUCUGUGUUGAGCUGUGUGUUAAACGUGUCGAGGCAGCCGCUGUGUCAGCCCUACAGGUAGUAAACAACCCUUCACACCUGAGAGCUCAAUACAGGUUGGUUGCCUAGCAACCUGAUUAUCUGCGCCAAAUGCCAGUGACACACCUGAGGAGGAAUCCUCACCAGCCAGUCUCACCUUCCAACAGAAAACAUCCUUUUAUCACUGACACCUGAUCACCUGUGUGUGUGACAGGAGACACUCAAACAAUCCUCUGAGCAGUGAGACCUUCAGGGACCCUUUACCUCGACACAGAAACAGUUUUGUCAGACAGACAUAUUUUAUUAUCUGUGGAAACGAGCUGCUAGCUGCUAGCUGUUAGCUGACUGUGAGCAGCUCAGUGACUUCCUGCCCGCAUUAGUUCCACGCACUGAUUUUAAGAUGUCUAACGAGGGCGUGUUUAACGGUUCCUCAGGACGGGGAAGAGAUCUUCAACCGAGCCAA
This is a messenger RNA of Dicentrarchus labrax (European seabass), 9702 nucleotides long. RefSeq lists its product as uncharacterized. Bases 3590 to 4960 code for a protein of 456 amino acids. Gene Ontology annotation, cellular component: nucleus. The transcript is spliced from 2 exons. Gene Ontology annotation, molecular function: catalytic activity. The record is from RefSeq and is a predicted model, not a curated record. Lineage: Eukaryota; Metazoa; Chordata; Actinopteri; Moronidae. Gene Ontology annotation, biological process: chromatin remodeling.